Schistocerca cancellata (South American locust) is the source of this 537-nucleotide messenger RNA. RefSeq names its product ankyrin repeat domain-containing protein 23-like. Gene Ontology annotation, molecular function: protein binding. NCBI's taxonomy places the organism in Eukaryota, Metazoa, Arthropoda, Insecta, Orthoptera, Acrididae. The transcript has 2 exons. The coding region runs from base 1 to 537 and encodes 178 amino acids. The record is from RefSeq and is a predicted model, not a curated record.
AUGGUGAAAUCUGGAUACAGAGUGGAUCAAGGACUCAGUUCAGAUUUAGUAUCACAUGAAAAUGUACCUGAGAGUCUUUUUGCAGAGGAGAAGGGCAGGAGGCUGAUAGAGGCAGCUAAGCAGGAGACAGUGGAAGAGCUGGAGGACCUACUCGCCAUUGGUACAGACGUGGGGAUGGGGGACAAUAUCAGGAGCACUGCCCUGCACUGGGCAGCAAACAGGGGACACACAAAGGCAGUGAAGAGUCUGGUGGAGGCUGGUGCAGUGGUGGACACCAGGAACUACUGGCAGAAGACGCCUCUCCGCUACGCUGCACAGAAUGGCCACACAGCUGUGGUGGAGGUGCUGGUGGCGUCCUCUGCCGACCCCAACGUCAGGGAUGAUGACGGGUGGACACCACUGCACAAUGCGGCAUACUACGGCCACGCAGAGGUGGCGACAACACUGCUAGAGGCAGGAGCUAACAGGAGGGCCACAGAUGACUGGGGUAGAACCCCGCAGUACGACCACCACCAGCUGACAGGUGUGCUAAGAUGA